This is a messenger RNA of Batrachochytrium dendrobatidis JAM81, 2403 nucleotides long. RefSeq lists its product as uncharacterized. NCBI's taxonomy places the organism in Eukaryota, Fungi, Chytridiomycota, Chytridiomycetes, Rhizophydiales. Gene Ontology annotation, cellular component: centrosome. Gene Ontology annotation, molecular function: protein binding. The transcript is spliced from 7 exons. The coding region runs from base 1 to 2403 and encodes 800 amino acids. The record is from RefSeq and is a predicted model, not a curated record.
AUGACAGCAUCAAAAAGUCGGAUAUUGAACAGAAAUAACUUGACUGAUUCUGGGGGUUCGUCUUCCUUUGGUCGCACUUACUUCUCACUAUGCCAUUUACACUUUCUUCCUGUUCGCACAGAAGUCAUGCGUCCAGCACUUGAAUCCAAUAACCAACUGUAUUUGGAUGUCGAUAGGAUAAAACGCGACCGAGAAUGGACUCCGCUAUUGCAAGCCAUUCAUCAAAACAGAGACUUGAUGCAGCUGAGUGUCUUUUCAAAUCAUAAGACUGCCAUCAAAAACAACGACAGUAAAGUUCAUUCUGUCAAGAUAAAUGUAUCUCAAGGAGCACACAUGGCAAAAACUGCUCAUCAGAACCCCAUCGCGCAAUCAGAAGCAACAGUCAGUCGAGUCCUUAUUCCACUAAUCAGUGCUGUUCGAGAAUGUUUGACGCAUAAUCACCAUCUGACAAAAUUAGAGAUUGUUGGAUUCCAUCUACGUGAAACUGCCGUGACAUUGUUGGCAAAGGGUUUAUAUAAUAACAAAGUCUUGCAAGAACUUUCGUUGGCACGCACAGAUUUAGGCGAUUCUGGCAUCUACAGUUUAGCAUUAUCUAUUCGCACCAUUAUUCAUCUCAAACACCUCAAUUUGAGUGCUUGUAUGUUGACCGAAAAAGGAGCACACAACAUUGCUGCUUUGCUCAAGAGUCUAGCAGUUAAAAGACAGGCUGAAAAAUGGGCUGGGUCGUUGCGACUAUCAGGCGAAGAUUCUGAGCGAGUCGAAUCAGGAAAUAAUUUGCCAUUAAAGGCUCCUGUUUCAUUGAAACGACUGAAUCUUUGCCACAAUCGAAUCGGUGAUAUAGGGUGCGAAGCAUUGCUGGAUCUUGUUCGCGAGGAAGUGGGUUUAUUAGCUUUGGAUAUGCAAUUCAACGAGUUGACAACCAAGAGUGCAGUAUUGGCUCAUACCGUGCUUGAGCAAAAUAUAGAAAUGACUGUUUUUGAUAUUCGAAACAACUUAAUUGAAGAUAAAUAUUUAUACAGUAUUCACAAAUUAUUAUUCAGAAAUGAUCAGCAGCGCUGUGAAAUAACCAAAACUGGACGAAAAUCAGCAUUAUCCCGUGAGAGCAGCGUAUCAAAUGCAAUGACCAUACAGCCCGAUCCUGAUUUGUAUUGGCUUGACAGCAAAGACCCACUUAAAGAUACGUACUAUCUUAUUGAUGCGAGUAUUCGUCAUCAUUUGCACACAGAAAGCUCAAUAACCAAACGAAAGAUUUUGUCAAACCAGAAAGUUUCCCAAACUCGAGUAAUAGGCCAAAAGCUUCCUAGCGUGUUUCACAACCUUCAAAAAGAAACACCUUGUCUGAAUAGUGUAAAAAAAACUUGCACUCCAACGACCAACAAGAAAAAAGAGAUGCCCAAAAACUCUUCACAGGGGAUCCACCAUACAUUGGCUGAAAUGAAUGCGAUGGCUGCGCUUGAAUCGUAUAUUUCACAUCGGAUAUCGCCGCAGUCAAAUACACCCAGUCAUUUAAAGUCAAUCGCAGGUGUACAAUCGUCCAUCAAGCCAGACUCGUUAAAAUCUUGUCUCAAAACCCCAAUAGAGUGCUGGGUAUCUACAAACCCCGAACCUCCAUCCAUUUUAACUACCGAGUCUGAGCCUGUGAUAAAUACCGCGAAAAGCACGGUCAGUAAAGUGAACCCAAUCAGCUCCCAGCCAAUGCGUGGUUUACAUCCAAAUGAUAUUGCUAGGAUUGCAAGUACAAUUGGUGACACCGAUAUGGAAAUUCACAAAGAGGAUAUCCCAGUUACGUAUGCGCUGGAUCAAGUACUUGUCUCGAACAACAAUGUAGAUAUAGUCAACGCAGUCAAACCAAGCCAUCCACUCGAUCAACCAUUGGAUGUUAAAAUAGCUAUAGAGUGCAAACCAACGCAAGCAAGCAAUACAACUACAAACGUGUUGGACUCGAAAAAGAUGGAUUUAUUACAAACUAGACUGGAUCAAAUUGAUACUGAUUCUUCUAUAUCCAAAUCAACCAAGUAUCAAAACGCAUCCAAGCCUUUUCCCUUUGUUACAACCGGAAGUGCCGAGUUUGGUGAGUUGAUCCAAUUAUCAGGAACAUCUUGUAGUCAGAACCCAUCGCAGUCACUUGUUUCUAUUCAGCAACAAUUGCAUCGAGUAUCACAACACCUAUCUGAUCCUACUGCGUACACAUCCAACCUACAAAUGAAUAUGCUGAUUAAGCUUGUGGAGUCGUCGCUGGAAAGUUUUCAUACGAUGUUGGAUCAGAUUGAUGAACGCGAGAAGUGUAAAAGACAACGCCGACAGGAAAAAAAGGCACAUUCGGUACAGCAUCGUGGUCAUUCCAAUACCAUUUCCUGUAAUCACACCAAUGCAGAUAUGAGUGGCGAUGGUUUGAGUGAAUGA